AUGAAGGAUGACCGUGGCGAUGAAGCAACUUCGGCUGAGCUGGGGCUUAGAGAGCUUUGUGUCGACUGGACAACUGGAGGGAUUGACGAACGAGAUGAUGAUCCGGUAGUUGCUCCUCCAAAACUAGGAGACUCUCGCGUAGACUGCGCAACUGAAGAAAUUAGCGAUCGAGAUGACGAGCGAGUCGUGGUUGAGUUAGAGAUGGGAGAUUCUCGCGUGAGCUGCCUGGUCGAGGAGGUUGAAAAGUGCGAUGACGAGGCAGCCACGGUAGAGCUGAAGCUGGGAAUGCCUUCCGACGGCGAAUCAGAAACACUGCUGUUAGACCAGCUUGUUCGAGAAGAAGACAAUUGCAGUGAUGGGCCAAUUGUAGUCCGGCUGGCUAUGGUUGUGACAACGGGAGAAGCGCUGGUUGUUGUGCUGCUGCUGCUGCUGCGAGUAGAGCCUGCAGAUGGGGUUCCAGCCGCAGUCGGAGGCAACUUCGAAGUUCCAGAGUCGCCUGGAGUGCUGCCUGAGAAGACACCUGUGCUACCCAUCACACGGGUAGACGAACUCGGGCCAGAGGAGAGCUGGGAGCCCGAGGUAGACAGAGUGGAGGAUGCCGCCAUGCUCGGCAGCGCUUGCCGUCCCGGGCAUUCAGACACUGGAUGA
Diaporthe citri is the source of this 648-nucleotide messenger RNA. RefSeq lists its product as uncharacterized. The transcript has a single exon. Bases 1 to 648 code for a protein of 215 amino acids. The record is from RefSeq and is a predicted model, not a curated record. Lineage: Eukaryota; Fungi; Ascomycota; Sordariomycetes; Diaporthales; Diaporthaceae.